This is a messenger RNA of Ipomoea triloba (trilobed morning glory), 1023 nucleotides long. RefSeq names its product jacalin-related lectin 19-like. The record is from RefSeq and is a predicted model, not a curated record. The transcript has 3 exons. Gene Ontology annotation, molecular function: carbohydrate binding. NCBI's taxonomy places the organism in Eukaryota, Viridiplantae, Streptophyta, Magnoliopsida, Solanales, Convolvulaceae. The coding region runs from base 103 to 669 and encodes 188 amino acids.
UUGCUGCUAUAUAUAUUUAAACAUUCAUUGCUGCAACCCCUCAUUAGCUAUCUAUCUUUCAUCAUCAGUUUCUUCGUUCUGCACUCUCUUGGAUCAACAACAAUGGAAGAAGCUACUGCAGUGAAGAAAAGAAUAGAAAUUGGACCAUGGGGUGUUCAUGGAGGCAGUGACUGUGAUGAUGGUAGCAUCGAUGGAAUAAGAGAGAUAAGCCUCGUGUAUGGCCGUUGUAUUGACUCCAUAAAGGUAGUUUACAAUAAAAAUGGCAGGCCUUUUACUGCAGAAAAGAAGCAUGGAGGAAAUGGUGGUGACAAAACUGGGGAGGUAAAGCUACAAUUUCCAGAGGAAUACCUAACCAGUAUUAGUGGCUACUAUGGACCACAACGUGGCAGCCUUGUGAUCCGAUCGCUCACCUUUAAAAGCAACCUGCAGAGGACAUUUGGGCCAUUUGGGUUGGAAGAAGGAACCCCCUUUUCACUGCCUGUGGAAGGGGGUAAGAUUGCUGGGUUGAAGGGGAGAAAUGGGUGGUAUGUAGACUCAAUUGGCUGCUAUAUUGCUUGUACCCAGACGCCUAAAGCCGCCACCAAUAAUCAAAAGGGUAAAAAAACACGCAAGAAACGUGCCACCACUGUGGUUGGCCUGGACAACAGAAUAAAAGCUGCAGCACCAUAACCUAUCUUCCCUGUCCGACACUAAAACCCUGGGUUACACAAAAAAAAAAUCAUCUAUCUUCCCAAUCAAGGCCCUGCAGUCUAUAGUUAGCUAAAAAAUGUAAUGGAAAUUUCAGUAGUAUAUAUGUACUUAAGUUUAUUAGUUAUUGAGAGUUGUUUUAUCAACCAGUACAAAUCCAUAACCUAAUUAUAAGUUCCUUGUAAAAUUCUACAAUGCAAAGAUGCUAUCAAGAGUGUAAGAAAGGGAAGGAGUUUGUAAGGCAUUAAACACAAGUGAAGGCUGCAUCUCCACAUGGAUAUAUGAAAUCUAAAUUCAAUCUCUUUAAAGCUAAGUUACCUAUACUAAAUUGUCUCA